Molecule: messenger RNA, 2382 nt
Organism: Branchiostoma belcheri (Belcher's lancelet)
Lineage: Eukaryota; Metazoa; Chordata; Leptocardii; Amphioxiformes; Branchiostomatidae
Product: protein TFG-like
Biological process (GO): endoplasmic reticulum to Golgi vesicle-mediated transport; COPII vesicle coat assembly
Cellular component (GO): endoplasmic reticulum exit site
Molecular function (GO): identical protein binding
Source: RefSeq, a predicted model, not a curated record
GCACUAAUCAACGUAACGCGAGAUUUCAGUGCCACGUUCACGAGAUUUUGUGUUUCGUUCGGGGAUGGGUUGUCGUACGAUACUGAGAAAUUCCUUGUUCGCAGCAUCUUAGGAGAGGAACAAAAACCCCAUCGACGCGUUAUAUAAGACCGAGUAUAUGAGAGACAGCCCAGGCGCCAUGAAUUCUGCCACCGAGAACAACUUUGCCCAGCUGGACCUGAGCGGGAAGCUGAUCAUCAAGGCUCAGCUGGGGGAGGACAUCCGGCGCAUCCCCAUCCAUAAUGAGGACAUCACAUAUGAUGAGCUGGUCCUCAUGAUGCAGAGAGUGUUCCGUGGACAGCUGGGCAGCAGCGAUGAGGUCCAGAUCAAGUACAAGGACGAGGAUGGAGACCUGAUCACCAUAGCAGACAGUUCUGACUUGUCUUUUGCAAUCCAGUGCAGUAGGAUUCUCAAACUAACCAUCUUUGUGAAUGGCCAGCCCCGACCUCUCCAGAGUGACCAGGUGAAGAUGUUGAGAACGGAGCUCGCCAACAUUCGCAACAGGAUUAACCUGAUCAUCGACCAUUUAGAGCCACCGCCGCGGGUCACCAGCUCCGAGGACGAAACAGGAGAUGGCAGUAAGCAGUCCCCCCAGGAGGCUCCCAAACCCGUCAACUCAGCCAACGCUGCUAUGUUUGACCCCCUGAAGACAUCCCAGGACGAGGCCACACAGAAAGUCAUGUCGUCAUUCGGUCUGAACGAUGCCAGCACACCGGAGAGAGAGCGUCCGGGGACACCUGACAGUGUUAGCAGUGCAUCUUCAGCUGGGCAGCAGCGGCACAGACCACAGCAGGUGGCACCUGUACAGCAGCAGCAGGUGCAGCCGCAGGUACAGCAACAGGUGCAGCACCAGAUGCCACAGCAGGGACAGCAACAGCAGGAACAGCAGGGACAGCACGUCCAACCCCCUUACUCACAGUCUGUAGCACCUGGUCACCCCUCCCAGCAGAUGAGUUAUGGCAGCCAGCAGCAGAGAUACCCCCCUCAGACUCAGCCGACCCCCCCUCAGCCCCAGCCAACUCCCCCUCCCACACAGGCACAGGUUCAGCCACAGCAGCAGCAACAACAAGGAUAUCAGCAGUACUCACCUGCACAGCAGGGUUACAUGGGACAGCAACACCCAGGACAGCAACAGCCAGGACAGCAGCCAGGACAGCAGCCAGGACAGCAGCCUGGCUACCCCCCUGCCUCCCAGCCACAGAUGUACGGCCAGCAGCAGCAGCAGGGGGGUUACCCUGGUCCCGCAGCCCCCCAGCCACAACAGGGCUACCCCCCUGCUUCCAUGCCAUCCACACAGCAAUCCUACCAGGGGCAGGGUCCACAAGGCCAGACCCCUUACGGUGUCACAGCCCCCAUGGGGGGGCCCCCCCUCCAAGCCUGGACAGGCUAACCCGUACGCUAGGGGGGUUACGGCCCUGGCCCACGAUACCAGCACCCAGGACAGGGCUAUCAGUGAAGCCGGGUAGUGUGUAUAUAAUAUAUUUGCCUAUGCGGAGACCAAGACAUCCCACUGGUACUAGAAUGCCUUCUCAAAUACAGCUAAGCUCAAAGUCAUUCUAGAACAACCUUAAGUACAAUUUUCAAAUUAUUAUCAGCUAUAUACUGUAGAGUUAGAGAUCAUUCCUCAAUCUGUAAGUGUAAGCAAAGUUGGCCCUUGGUAGAGAAUUUACUUCAAGUUUUGUGAGAAAAAAAUUCCAAAGGGUUUGAGCACACAAAAAUACUGGUAUGUGUAAUGUGAAACAAAUUGAGCAUUCAAAAACUUUGAAAUGAUGCACUAAGCUAAAAUGUGUCCUCUCGAUUUCUAUGGGGGAGGGGGUAGACUGUAGUAUGUUACGUUGUAUGGCUACUGCAGUUGUCACAUUUUACCGUUGCCUCAUAGCUUCUGUUAGAGUUGUAUAAGGUUAUCACAAGGCAGAUUCUUACUAAGGAUGAUCUUUGCUGUCUUUACUGAGUCUCUGACAUGAUACUAAGUUAUAGCAUCAGGAUGUUUCAGCUAUAGCCUUGAAGAGUUGGAAAAAGGAGUCCUUGGACUAAAUACAACUGUAUGACAUACACGUAGCUGAAAAUCUGGAAAAAAUGAUAGAAGUAGUGGUAAAUGGAAUGGUGAUUGCAUUAUUUAACUGUUGCGUUCUUGCACACGCUAAUUAAAAUACAUUGUUAUGCUGUUCAAAUGUUCCAAAGCAACGGUGUAUGAAUAAGGUGAGGGGAGGUUUGAAUUGUGUUGUAAGUCAGCUAAUACUGACUGCAAGGACUUUUACAUGAACCAAUGAAUGACAUGUGUUUACCCUGUGAAGUUAUGGUCAAUGAGCCUGAAUAUAAUAAACUUUUGUCUACAUGUAUGUA